Pelobates cultripes (western spadefoot toad) is the source of this 582-nucleotide messenger RNA. Lineage: Eukaryota; Metazoa; Chordata; Amphibia; Anura; Pelobatidae. The record is from the annotation of a GenBank genome assembly.
AUGUUGAUUGUGGAAACGGCAGACAUGCUCCAGGCCCCACUGUUUACUGCAGAAGCUUUGCUCAGAGAGCACGACUGGGGUAGGGAGAAAUUACUUGAAGCGUGGAUGUGCAGGCUUGAGAAUUAUUGCCAACGUUCUUGCGUCCAAAUGCCAACACCUAAUCCUAGUGGAUUCAAUGCCUGGGACACCUUACCUCCAUCACGUACCCCUCGUACCACACGGUCAUCUGUAACAUCGCCUGAUGAGAUCAGCCUCUCUCCAAGUGACAUAAACACACCUCUGUGUGGCAUUUGCAUGUGCAAUAUUUCAGUCUUCAAAGAUCCAGUGGAGAUACCUUGUGGACAUGAGUUUUGUAGAGCAUGCUGGGAAUCGUUUUUAAACCUUAAAAUCCAGGAAGGAGAAGCUCGCAAUAUUUUUUGCCCACCCUAUGACUACUUUCAGCUUUUUCCCGUGGAUGUGAUCGAAAGUGUGGUUUCCAAGGAGAGGGACAAACGAUAUUUCCAGUUUGACAUAAAGGUGUUUGUUGAAAAGAACACGGCUAUUCGAUGGUGCCAAACAGUAUCCUGUGAAAGAGCGGUUUGA